AUGGACAAUCAUUUGCGGGAUUUGCUAUCCGAACAGCGCGCUUCUGUGAGAUCUUGGCUGUCAGCAUUGGGAGUGCAGACAUGUCAGGAUGUUAAGCACCUCUGGGCAGAUGCGGCGGCUAUGGAGCGCGAAUGGUCUAACGGCCCAGGUAAGGAAUGUUCAGCCGACUUGGCGCUGGAGGUCGCUGAUUUCUACACUAGGGCUUGUCGUUUGGCGCUGCAAGAUAGUCGGGCGCAGGUCAGACAACUAGCAGGGGAGCGUGAGUCAGCUUAUUCUGCUCCCAAAUCGGAGAAGCGUGCUCUGCCUCCUGUAGCUGCUCGACCUCAGUCUAAGGCCAAGUUGUUAGUUCCUCAGCGCUUUGUUGGCCCGGACGUGCCUGUGCUCACUGUCUCGGAUUCCAAUGCAACCAGUGCCGCAGCUACUGACGAACGGCGCCAGCUGAAAGUUCGUGCACUUUUCUGCUUGGCUCUCGAUGUUUUUCUUGUCAUUGCGGAAAUAGGUCUGGAAUCCCUUGACAUGUCGGAUGAAUCUGCAGUUGCACGGGCUACAACACUGGCUAUGGUUGCUGUGGGGCGUCUAUCCGUAAGACGAAUUGCAGCUUUGACCGCCACCCUGAAGCGUUGGAAGACUUUUUGUGCACAGCAGGCCUGGUCGCCGCGUAACUUAACACCUGCUAAUGUUGCUGCUUUUCUGCGCUCUGUGAGCUUUGGCGGUCCGACGGCCGCAAGUGCAGUUUUUCAGGCGCUGAGGUGGCUACACUUGAACCUGGCUGCACCUUUUCCUGUGGAUCAUUUCAUGAUAAAGCCUUUUCGCUUCCACAGUCUUGGACACACAUCCAGACAAGCAGCGGAACUCCAACCAUGGAAAUUCUUCAACUUGUUGCGCAUCGCCGCAGAGCUUACAGGAACCCCACGCAUCUUGAUGCUCUUUGUAUUGCAGGCAGCAGUGUCAUGCAUACGUUUUGCUCACUUUCAGCGAUCCGUGCUCCACAAGGACCAUGGGUUCUGGCUGGAGUUUGAGUGUUCGGAGGGCAAGUCUCGCCGUAAGGGUGUGCGCCCGGCGUAUAAAUGGGCCACACCUGCCCUGAAGUUCGGAGGUGUUGAUUUGGUCGCCGAGCUGCGUCGUUUCUUCCAGGAAGAGCUGCUGCCGGAUACUCCUUUCUUGUGGCCGGCCAUCAGACUGCGAAGUGACGAUCUUUGGCAACUGACCGAGGACACUCCUUUUCUGUUGGAUCGGAAGCUAAGCGGCCCACGUUUUCUGGACUUGUUCCGGGGUGCACUUUGCAGGUGUGGACUGCAACCGGCCCAGGCUUCUGUGGCUGGCUUCAAUCGCCUGCGUCGUUUUCUGCCCACAGGUGCGCAGAUGCUGGAUAUGCGCGUCCUCUGCAUCUGCACCCAAGCAUACCCGUACCGACCUGAUGUCAACGCAUUACUCAGGAGUGAAUCCUCCCUUUGGCCCUCGCGUCAUGGCGGAGCUUGCAUUGCCGGCAUCUUCUACGUCACACGCGCCGUGGAUGCACCAUCGUGGGCCAUUGCAGGCAACCCUGUGGAGGCUUCUGUGGUUAUGCGUGUGGCAGGCUCGGCCCUUCACCCCCGCAAGAUGGCAAUCUUCCUUGGCGGCUUCCUUUGCGGGUACGCCUAUCGAGAUCCUUGCGAGCCCAGCACUUCGUGGUUCGGGGGUGGUGCUCAGUGCCUUGUGCACGCGGCUGCGGCUUUGCCUGCUCCAAGCCUUUGGGAGCCCCAACAUUGGAUGCGCCGCCAUGUGGUCACUCUCGUCAUGUGUGCUCGACUUGCAGACCUGGAGUCGACACCAGCGGAGGUCCAGGUAGGGGCGUGCUACUCCCCGGGACUGUGCUUUGCCGGGCUUCCAUUGCCCGCCAUGUCUGCAUCACAUCAGGUUGACAUUCAAGCCUCUGACAGAGGCCUUGCAUCCUGUAUGCGCCUGGCUCGGGUUGCCACAGCUUGGUCUGAGGCUUUCUUUAAGAAGCACAGCAUUGAGACUUUGGAUGACUAUGUCUAUGUAGUUGACAGCACCCGUUGGGAAGCUUCGCUGAAGGAACUUGCCGACGAGUGCCAGGAGCUCAAGGACAACAGGAUCGCCUUGGCCCGGUUGAAAGCUGCGUACGAAAGCGGCCAAGCAGCCAUCCAACAGUCCCAGGCAGUGGAAAAAUCGGACAAUGCAGACUUUGAUCAGCCGAUCCCUGAGAACCAGUUCCAGCAGCUGGAUAAAGAUUGGAAGUCAAGCUACGGAUUCCAGAUCGAAGCCCAUCUUGAUCCCUCAGACAGCCUUCGUGGGCGUAUCUGGCGGGAGCUUCGCAGAAGGCAGCUCACUCUCUUGGACCUCAGGAAGGUGAAAUCAGUUGUGGGCGGCUCUACCCCUCUUGACGAGGAGCGCAUCAAUCUUGACUCAGGGGUGGUGCUCCAGUUCUCCAAGGAUUCAUCCUCAGCACCUAAGAACACUAUCGAGUACUACCUCCGCCUCAGGAUCGCCUUUGCAUGCCUCUCAACAUUGCAUUGGACUAUGCACUAUGCUGACUUCGCUCUGCGUCAUACAUCCACAUACGGGGCAGGCUCACUGGCAUGGCUCCAACGGAACGACCUUCACACUCGUGGGGCGAUGUGCGCGAAGGUGAGACGGGGACUCACGGCAGGAGUUGCCUUGACUGAAGCACUCCGUGAGUCUCAUUUGGAGUGGAGAUCGCCAGGGGCCCGGAUGAGUGAGCCGAUGCCAGCACCAUCCACUCCGAGAGGUGGAAAGCGGAAGUUUGAUGAUGAUAUCCCCACACCUCCUCCCGCACCAUCUGGGCAGCGCAGGGUUCAGACAAUUUCCAUGAUCCGCGGUGGCCGUAAGAUUUGCAAGGAGUGGAAUGAUUCCAGAGGGUGCAAUAAGAAGAAUUGCGACAGCAUUCAUGGGUGCGACGUCCGCCUUCCGGAUGGCAGCCUGGACCCGGAAGCUACGGCGGGGGACCUCCUCCUGAGGGCUGACUGGCCGGUGACCUGGAGGGGAGGAGGUGACUUGCCUCAGCUCCCGAAUGUUCCUGCACCUCAAGGGGCCUGCUCUCAGCAUACCAUGCCGUCGCUGGUACAUGUUGACGAUGUGGCUGACGUGUCGGUGGAAUCUCUUCUGCCGUUCCUCCAGCGUCGUCGGGACGUUAUCCAGCAGUAUUCCGCCUGGCUGGGCUGCCCUCCAGUCCGUUCAGAUGCCGCAUGCUGCGGAUGGACAAGCCGCGACCGACUCUAUUGGCUAACCAGCCAAUCCAAGGAUGCUUCGUCUGCUGAGCCUCCUCAGCCCUGGGUGUAUCAGCAUGAUGGCAAGGCUGCAGCACUCCUUGUUUACACUGGCCAAAAGCCAAUUCCUUCCCGGGUCUUCCUAGAGGAUGGUUUCCCCAUGCAGGUCAUGAAGGGAGAGGUACCCGCAGCACACACGCUCACCCGGGAGUUUUAUCAUCCAUCUGACCUGGUUCAUAAGACCACGCCUGAGGCGGCUGAUCGCUUCUUCUCUGAUGCAAGAAGGUUCCCUCCGGCUUCUUAUGAGGACCAUAGUCUGCUUUGGCGUGGUCAGGAAUGGAGGCAGCCAUCCCCGGAAGAGCGCAGUCAAUUCCUGGGUGUGCCGGCAGCAGCCACCACCGCAGUUACAGGGAGUGCUCAGUACCACCUGUUGCCGCCUGCCAUUAUUAGUGCCAAGACCCGCACUCGGAUCUUCGCAGGGAACACAGGGCAACGCUACUCCUCCGAGCACGCCAAAGGCCUCGACCAUUUGCUUCCCCCUGGAUUAGGAAAGGAGGGUCAUAUGGCCGCUGCUCUUCAGCUCAAUUCCCCGUUCAGUCCAGUGCGGUGGCCGGACGAGGACGUCCAAUUUGUGGCAUCCACGGUGGCAGUGUGGCAAGACAGCCUGCCAGCUCUGGCUAGGCGUCAGCGAGCAGUGCUCAAGUCCCUGGCAAAGGCGGUUGAGCCGUUGCGUGUGUGCCUUGCAAAGUUGCUGUGUCCGUGCGCGCAAAAGGUUGCCGCGUCCAAGAAUCCCGCUUUUGUUGCCUUGCUGACGGCACUCCUCAGGUAUGCAGAUGAUAUCCUUGCUCAGACCCUGGCUGAGCGGGAUAAAGGUUUUUGCAGUGACCUCUUGACUAAAGAUCAAGUGGAUUGCCUUUUCGGCCCAGGAGGCUGGCGGCCUAUGGAAAGGUUCCUGCUCAGGCAAGGCGAUGGGAAGGCUCGCCUGGUGGACAACUGCCGAAAAACUGAGCACAAUGCUAUUCACACUGUCUCAGUUGAUUUCGUGGCCUCAUCCAUCAGGGAUGUUUUUCAAGCGUUGAAGGUGCAUGGGCAUGUCUCAGAUGAGUUGACGCCCUGGUUGAAUGUUCGCUUGGGAACAGAUGACCUGCCUGAUGCAUAUAGAGGCCACCCUGUGCAAGAGUCGCAUAUGCCACUCAGUGUGGUAGCCAUUUUUGUGCCUAAGCAGGGCUGGCGCUUUACGGUCCUUUAUGGACUGGCCUACGGUUUGGAAGCGGCAGUUGUGGCCUUUAACAGGCUCCCCCUGCUAGGUGUUGCGGCGGCUCGCCGCUGUGCGUCAUCCUUGUGUGCUGCAUACUUUGAUGAUGAGCUGUCGCUUGAGCUCCUCCUGGGGGCCGAUGUUUCCAGGCCAGGCCCAGUGCUGCGCAUGUUUCAGCAAGGUCCGGAUGGUGGCCCGGAGCUCGAUCACUAUUCGCGUCAGGUUCUUCAUGCCUUGUGCAAAAUGAUCCAGUUCUCAGCACCACGGGAAAUCCGUGUGUUAGGGGACCAGUCCCCGAUCUUGACCGUGUAUUCCGAUGCAUCUUUCGAGAAUGGCACUUUGAGACUGGGGUGGGUUCUCUUUUCGUCUCGCGCCGCUCGCCCAAUCGGAGGAACAUGUGUGGUUCCAUCUGAGGUCAUUGCAGACUGGAAAAUGCGCACGCAGCAGAUCUUCAUGGGCGAGACACUGGCAGCCCUUGUGGUACCACUGCUUGAGGAAUCCUUCUUCAGGCACACUGACGCGAUUUGGUUCGUGGACAACGCUAACGCCGUGUCUUCUGCUGUCUCAGCUUCAUCACGUGAGGAUGAUGUUCAUGAGGUCGCCCUCGCAGCUGCAUGCUUUCGCACAGCUAUCAGCUGUCGUACAUGGUGGGAGUGGGUUGACACCCACUCGAACCCGUCUGACGGCCUCAGUCGUCUGGGCCUGAGUGACGGCUGGACGCGAUCCCAAAACUGGGACACGAGGGAGUUCGAGUUUCCUGCAUCUGCUCACAGAUCUCGGAUUCUGGACUUUUUGCUGCGAUGA
Molecule: messenger RNA, 5286 nt
Organism: Symbiodinium pilosum
Lineage: Eukaryota; Dinophyceae; Suessiales; Symbiodiniaceae
Source: the annotation of a GenBank genome assembly